Botrytis fragariae is the source of this 375-nucleotide messenger RNA. RefSeq names its product putative nacht domain protein. Bases 1 to 375 code for a protein of 124 amino acids. The transcript has 3 exons. Lineage: Eukaryota; Fungi; Ascomycota; Leotiomycetes; Helotiales; Sclerotiniaceae. The record is from RefSeq and is a predicted model, not a curated record.
AUGCUGGAUAUUCUUGGGUUCGAAGCCCGAUCGAAGUUGCACUUGGAGGCUGCUUUGGACAAAUCUCCAGAAAGGUUUGUCACCCGAGCGCUCCUAAACAAACAUAACAAGAAAUAUCAUGCCCUUGCCAUGAAAGAAGAGUCGCCUAGCCUUGCAGAAAUCCUUGCGCCCAAGCCAGAGCCCCUUUUUAUGAACGCACUCCCAGUGGAUGAUCAACCGUUUGGUGAGGUGGAGUUCAACAAUUCCAGCAAUGGAUAUUUGGAUGUUUCUACCGACUUCGACUUCGAUAAGUUUAUUAAUGGUUCCACUGGUGGUGGAGAUAACAUCAACUUUGAUCCUUAUCUAGGAGAGAAUGAGAUUAAUCAUAGUAUAUAA